Molecule: messenger RNA, 1088 nt
Organism: Darwinula stevensoni
Lineage: Eukaryota; Metazoa; Arthropoda; Ostracoda; Podocopida; Darwinulidae
Source: the annotation of a GenBank genome assembly
AUGGAAGAGUUUGAUUAUGAACCACUGGAACGAGAAAGCCAAGAGCAAGGUGCCAAAAUUCGGUCCCAUUCAGAUGAGGACACUGUAUCAGAAGGCGAGUGUAGUGAAGAUUCAGAUAGUGACAGGUCUUCAUUAGAAGAUGGACGGCCUCCAGCGAAGGUUCGUCUUGUGAAACCUUUGGUGCCUCCAGCCAAGAAACCAUUCUCAGGAUGGAAGGAUGUGGCUGAGGAGUCUGUGCUUACAGAGACUGUGAAUAAAGUGGAAGUUGAAGAAGAGGAGAACAAACCACCAAUUUCACGAGGUGUCGAAGAUUACUCCAAGGACUUCAAUAACUUGCGGCAGGUGUUGAAGCCUGGUGUUUCCCCCUUGCAGUCGAGUCUGGAUGAUAUCAUUGUGAUAAAUCGCAUCAAGAAGCCCUUAGAGUGUCAUGCUUCAGACCAAAUUAAAAUUUCUACUUGUGAUACCAAUGAGGAUAUCGUGAAGGAUGUCUCUGCGAAACUCCUUGAACCAAACACUGAGCUCAUGAGAAGAACAGUCGAGCUGAUGGGAGCACAGGUGGUCUUCGACAUAUUUGAGAAAACAAGAGAGGUUGAAGCAGAAGGAGGUCUCAUGACAGCUGAUGGUUUUCGAAGGCGAAAUUCAGGAGGAGUAUUUUUCCUCUUAUUACGAGAAGAUAAGAACCUGCCCCAAAACUUGGUGAAACAACUCUUCAGGGAAGAGCAGAGAUCAAAAUCCCGGAUCAAUAGGAAGCGGAAGCGAGCCAAGCAGAAAAAAGCUGUCCAAAGGAAGCAGCUCAAAUUGGUGGAAGCUGCAGCAAUGGAUGACCUGCCCUCUAGAAAGGAAGUUUUUCUGAAGGACGUUUCAAAUGGUCAGGGGAAUGUUGAAUCAUCCAUGGACUUGAAUGAAUCCAUAGAGGAGAAAGUGGAUGGGCAUCAAGAUGGACAAGGACAUUCAUCCAAACCAGAUCAAGAGGUGGAAGAAUACGAGGAAGAUGUCCUCUAUGUCUCUCUUGAUGAAGAUGAUCUCUCUGAUUGAUGGACUUCUGUGAUGACUGAAUGAUGAGAGCAUGUGUGAAUGAAUUAGGAAGG